AUGGCUCGCUUACGACAAGGCACUCGCUUCUUGGGCCUCAUCAUCGGGGUCGCUCUAUGCGUACUCAACUCUUCGUUAUUUGUUCAGCCCAGUACGCAAGCUUCAACAGCAGCCAACGCUGCGUUGGUUGGGUCUGUCCGAGCCGCAGUCGGUCUGGGCCUUAUCAUGUUUACUCGGGCCGUUGGCCGGAAGGCACUACCCGAGAGAUAUCAGCUGAUGGACGCCGGUACUGGCGAGCACAGAUCGUUUUGGCAUGAUAUACCCCUCCGUGGAAGCGAAGGGAAGUUCAUGUUUGUGACGGAGAUACCGCGAGGAAUGCUCGCUCGGUACGAGCUGGAGCCGGACACGUCAGAUAUUGCCAAUGAUCCUCGUGGGACCACGGCGUUGAAGAAGUUGGGAGAAGGACCAUGCUUCAAUUACGGAUUUCUACCACAGACGUGGUCGGAUCCCAUAGACUGGCAUGACAAAAUCACUGGCCUCAAGGGUGAUGGCGAUCCACUCGACCUCAUAGAGAUUUCGGGUAAACAUUUCAGUCCGGGUGAGGUAGCUCAAGUACAAGUGCUCGGAGCCGUGUGCUUGAUUGACGAGGGAGCAGCGGAUUGGAAACUAAUCGGGACAGCGUGCUGCAAAGCUCUCACAGAUGAGGAAGUAGCACGAGAAAUGGAGAAGGUCAAGGCAUGGAUGGAUGGCUAUAAGGCGCUCUUCGCUAAGGAACCCACACAGUGGUAUCUCAACGGCAUGAUUUUCGAUCGCACAAUAGCGUUAGACUUGAUCGACCAGCAGAACAAGGUGUGGUUAAAGAAGAAGGGCUUGAAGGCCAGUAAAGCAACAUCGAAGAAUUACAAAGUCGUGACGAAAUAA
Messenger RNA from Perkinsus marinus ATCC 50983, 861 nucleotides. RefSeq names its product soluble inorganic pyrophosphatase, putative. Lineage: Eukaryota; Perkinsozoa; Perkinsida; Perkinsidae. The transcript has 7 exons. Bases 1 to 861 code for a protein of 286 amino acids. Gene Ontology annotation, biological process: phosphate-containing compound metabolic process. Gene Ontology annotation, molecular function: inorganic diphosphate phosphatase activity; magnesium ion binding. The record is from RefSeq and is a predicted model, not a curated record. Gene Ontology annotation, cellular component: cytoplasm.